Rhodotorula toruloides NP11 is the source of this 1518-nucleotide messenger RNA. RefSeq lists its product as uncharacterized. Bases 1 to 1518 code for a protein of 505 amino acids. The record is from RefSeq and is a predicted model, not a curated record. The transcript is spliced from 2 exons. NCBI's taxonomy places the organism in Eukaryota, Fungi, Basidiomycota, Microbotryomycetes, Sporidiobolales, Sporidiobolaceae.
AUGUCCGCCUCGACUCCACUUGCACACCCGCCCAACCUCCUCCAGACGAACGCUCGACUCGACCUCCUGCCGGCCGAGCUGCUCAAGGUCAUUGUCGAGCAAGUCGACGCUCAAGACGCCAAGAUAGAGCUUUUGCCAUACAUCCACUCAAGAUGGCUCAUCAAUGGAGACUUCCCACGAGGCAUCGCUGUUCUGUCGUUGACUUGUCGGCGGUUGCGGGAGGCGACCUUGCCGUACCUUUGCCAGGAAGUUUGCCCCCGCCAACUUGCCCACCCGCUUUUCCAGUUCCAACAGCUACCGCGCGCUCUCGUUCAGAACAUCCGGACCCUCGACUGCACCGAGAUGACUCCGACGACAUUUGCAGCGAUGGCCCUCAACGUUGCGUCUCUGCCGAAGCUGGAAGCGAUCAAGGUCUCCUGCAACGUCCUGCACUGCACCCUAAAACCGCGCCACGCUUCGUCCACGUCAAGCUCAUCCUCCGAUUCGUCCUCGUCCUCCGACUCUGACGCGAUGUCUGCCGUCAAUUCCGGCGCACGUUCCGUCAACAACAAGACUUCCUGGCCGCGCGAUGCUUGGUCGGCGCGCGAAGCGGCGUCAAUGCAAGCCCUUUCGAUACAGCUGGCUCAAACCGCCCUCCGACAAGGCAACUCGUGCUUCAAGUCUCUUGCACUACACGAUCUCAGGCCGCAGGACUUCGACCAAACACUCGAUCUUCUCGCCAACCCUGCCGCCCUCACCAGCUUGACCCUCACUUCCUGGUCGAGGUUCUACACCACAGCCGAUAUGCCCGCCAUCCAGGCUCUCUCGCGUUUGGUUCAUCUUGAGACGCUCCAUGUCAGCGGCGUCGAUUCCUUCAACUACCCUGAGCCGAAGCGCCUGCAAAACUUCCCCAGCCUUUCCACGGUCCGCACCCUCUCGAUCCGUGGAUAUUCGCCCCGGGUCGUGCGAAUCGUCAACCACCUCGCGCCGAAUGUCGUUAAUUUGACGCUCGUGUACCAGUCGGCGUCGCCUUCUUCCGCCGACCGUCUCGCCAAAUUACCCUGCCUGCGCCACCUCGAUCUUCGCGCUUCAUGGCAUCACAUCAGCGUCUUGUCAGCAUUCUCGACAUGCACCCUGUCCACGCUCACCUGGGUGGAACAGGAAGACUCGACUUAUCGCGUCGCGGGUCAUGGCCGAGUCACCCUCGCCCGCCUGCUGCGACUCGAGCAGCUGCGCACCUCGCUCCGCACCGUGCGAUUCACCCCGCGCAGUCGGAUGGCAUGGGCGACGGAGGAGAUGCAGGAGCUCUCCCAAGCCUGCCGGGAUCGCGGAGCAUCCCUCGAGGUCAGGCUGGGAGUGGACAACCCGGGGGACUUGCCGGAGGAUCCCGCAGUUCAGGCGAACACGAUGCAGGACACGCUCGCAUGGGCAUCAACGCACGUCGAAUGGCUCGCUCGACUUGGCGACGCAGGCGGGUUGAAGGAAAUGUGGGACGUCUUGUACGAAGCAAGGCAGCGGCAGGCAGUGGCCUUGACUUAG